This is a messenger RNA of Colletotrichum destructivum, 1237 nucleotides long. RefSeq lists its product as uncharacterized. The transcript is spliced from 3 exons. NCBI's taxonomy places the organism in Eukaryota, Fungi, Ascomycota, Sordariomycetes, Glomerellales, Glomerellaceae. The coding region runs from base 176 to 1087 and encodes 303 amino acids. The record is from RefSeq and is a predicted model, not a curated record.
UCGGACUCUGUAGUUUCUGUAGAUCAUCUAUUUUUUCGUUCUUUUACAACACUCUUUUUUUUCUUCUGUUCGUCUCAUCUAAAGACGCUAUUACCAAGAAUCGCCACACUCUUUUCCGCAUUCCAGUUCAAACAACAUCAAAAAACACACUUCGCUCGUAGCCGGUCUAGGAACAAUGUACACUUCUACCCUCAUCCUCUCUCUCGUCGCCGCCGCCGCGGCCGCCUGCACCGGCGGCAAGAACAAGACAGCCGAGGCCGCCGCCCCGGGGGCCAAGGCCCAGUGCGCCCUCCAGUUCGACGGCCGCAUCCCCAAGGCCUUCACCGCCGCCGACUUCGACGGCAAGACCAGCCCCUUCAACACGGCCAACGUCUUCGGCAAGGGCUUGAAGUUCAGCGACCUCAUCAAGCUUCCCGGCGGUCAGUCCUUGUUCGAUGUCAACUCGACCCAGCCCUUCGAGGUUACCAUCGACGACAAGUCCAUCUUCGCCCCCUCCGCGGACAACGUCCAGAUCGGCUUCCGCCGCGCCGAGAUGCUGCCCCUCAGCAACGAUGGCAAGGACGCCUCGACCCAGGGCAUCAAGACGCUGCACUUCAGCCUGCAGAAGGACGCCCAGCGCCCGCUCAACCUCUCCCACGAGUACCAGCUCGCCUUCCUCGAGAGCGCCGACUUCAGCACCAACCAGAUCGUCCUCAAGACGGGCACCAUCCUGGGCCAGAACACCGAGGACCCGGACACGCUCCAGCUCUUCGGCAACGUCGCCACCAGCCCGCCCCCCGAGCUCUUCAAGACCAAGUUCACCCCCGGCGUCUUCCACAACUUUGCCAUCAAGCUCGACUUCACUGCCAACACCACCGAGGUCUUCUACUCCCAGGGUAACUCCGCUCUUAAGUCCCAGGGUGCCGCCGUCUCCAACGUCAUCGCUGGCCAGGGUCAGUACCACUUCGGCCUCCUCAAGAAGCCCGUCAACGGCGGCGCCGACAUCACGAAGAGCGGCGACCAGCCCACUGGCAUCAACGAGGGCAUCGUCUACGCCGGUAUCUUCCAGGAGGACAGCGCCAAUGGCUGCAUCUCCCUGUCUCCUUAAAUCAUUUGUGGAGGGACGGGUAUCACUGGAAUAUUGAGGAGGUCAUUUCUUUUUCUCUUUAUUAAUAUUGACAAGUCUGCCUUGACAGAGUUGACUUUGUGGGUGGACUCCAGAUAUUUCUUGUCUAAAGAGAAGAAAAAGUUUCCACAA